This is a messenger RNA of Biomphalaria glabrata, 6391 nucleotides long. RefSeq names its product myoblast growth factor receptor egl-15-like. The coding region runs from base 170 to 2491 and encodes 773 amino acids. The record is from RefSeq and is a predicted model, not a curated record. Gene Ontology annotation, biological process: multicellular organism development; protein phosphorylation; positive regulation of kinase activity. Lineage: Eukaryota; Metazoa; Mollusca; Gastropoda; Planorbidae. Gene Ontology annotation, molecular function: ATP binding; transmembrane receptor protein tyrosine kinase activity. The transcript is spliced from 18 exons. Gene Ontology annotation, cellular component: signaling receptor complex.
CCACUUGCGCAUGCGCUAGGAUUAGUUGACACUAGACAGCAGCUGCUAACCCAGGGAGAGAAAGGGGAAAUUUUCUUUCUUUAUUUGAGCUUAUAGGAAAACAAACAUUAUAAGCACCAACUUUUAAUUUUAAGAUGACUUUUGAUUAAGAACUAUAACAGGAUCAUCUAUGUUACACGGAUCUCAAUCAGCAACUAUGAUUAUCAUCCUGUUGGCUGUGUUUUUUAUUGGGGCGAACGGUAACAUUGCAUUGAAUGGACCUGAGGAUGUGGCCCAAAGACUGGGUGAACAAGUUGUUUUGAAAUGUGAUCUGGUGGACACUGACACAACCCUUCAGUUAGUGAACAAACCUUAUGUCAUCACAUGGACAUUUCAAGCUUUAGAUCUGUCUGGUGGAUCUUCUGUGAUGACUGCCAUUCACCAUGGCAACCAGACUUUCACUAUCAUCACACCCCGUCCAGAUAAGUACAAUGACAAUAAUGACACGCAUGAACCAAAUCUAAAGGUCAGGAAUUUGAGUCUGUCUGACGGUGGAAGAUAUGAAUGUAGCAGCAACUUGACCCAGGAUAGUGUUGGGGCCAACUUGUUAGUCAUUGGAACUCCAACUUGCCACAACUACAACCCUGAAGUUUUCUAUGGACAGAAUGUCAGCCUAGAAUGUCUUGUCUUCUAUGCUGGUUACAAACAUCCAGAAAUCAUAUGGAGUUAUGGUUCAUUGAAGCUGAACUCUACAAGUGAAACAUCAGAGAAUUCAACACUAUUGAAAGAGAGGCUAACACUUGAAGCCACUGACCGCAUCCACGGACAAAGCUAUCAUUGUCAAGUUCAAUACCCUGGUCUGAUGUCACCGAUACAGUGUCUGGCCCAACCAACAUUGGUCAAUGGUGUGGCUAAAGUCAUGGCUGUACAUGUGUAUCCAGUCACCAAACAUAAUCAGUUUACUCUUGGGACAAGUGUCAUCAUUAAGUGUAUCAGUAAAGGUUAUCCAGUUCCUACCUACUCCUGGUCAUUUACUCCAGCUGGAUCCAACCAGAAGAUUGAUCUCACCUUUAAAACUAAUCAACUCUCCAUUAACUCAUUCUCUGGACAACAUGCUGGUACAUAUGUAUGCCAUGUUACCAAUGAAAUACCAGGAAAUACAACAGGAACUGUUACCAUUUAUGCAGACACCAGAGGAGUUACUCUUUUGUUGGCUGACCAUGCUGAAGUGGACGAGGCUCCAUCCUAUGUUGUCAGUAGAAGCAGCAGUCAGACAGGCCCUCAGGAAGCAGACACCAGCAUGAAAUACACCAGAACUCAAACCUCUCUCUUUUCUCCUUAUGCCAUUGGUGCAGUCAUCAGUGCCAGUCUAGCACUACUAUUGAUCAUUGUCUUUGUCUUCAUGGCCAUGAGAAUGAAGAAAAGGGAGCAUAGAAUGAGAGAGAAGUUAGCCAGAGCUCAUGAUGAAAACUUGGAUGAUCAAGAGGUGGAGUUACUGGAUGAGAAUACCCAACCCAAUACAGAAUAUUUACCCACAGAAUAUUCCAGACUUAAGAUGAGCUGGGAAAUUCCUCGUAAGGAUGUCAGACUUCUGGAACAGAUAGGUCAAGGUGUGUUUGUGCAGGUAUGGAAAGGUCGAAUGAGGCGUUCACCUGGAUCAACUGAUGUCAUGAGAGUUAUUAUUAAAAAAUUACAAGGUGAAGCCAGUGAUAAAGAGAGACAUUUCUUUACAGCUGAGUUGGAAGUGUUGAAAAUGCUGCCAGCGCAUGCUAAUGUUAUUAGACUUGUUGGAAGCUAUACUGCUAAUGAACCUUGGUUGAUGAUGAUGGAACUAGCCAGUGAGGGAACAUUGCAACAGUUCUUACAGUGCCAUGGGCCUGGACACCAGCAAGUCAGGAUUGGUAGAGGAGAGAAGCCUAGUGUUACUAUGAGCAAGAAACAGACAUUGACCUCACAGAAGUUAUUGGCUCUUGCUGCUCAGGUUGCUAGUGGCCUAGAUCACCUUGAAAAAUUUAAGUUAAUUUACUAUAGGCUCAGGUCCUGCAAAAUAUUGGUAGCUAAAGGUGGACUCUGUAAACUAUCAGGAUUUGGUUUUCCUAAUGAGGUGACAGAAAGAAACUUGUAUGAAUCAAACUCAGUACCAGUUCGUUGGACUGCUCCAGAAAGUCUACAAAGUCAUGUUUACAAUGUGAAGACUGACACCUGGUCCUAUGGCAUUGUGCUCUGGGAAAUAUUACAUUUUGGUACAACACCUUACCCCACCAUGGGGCCUCAUGAAGUGGUGGAAAGUGUACAGAAUGGUUUCAGAAUGCCCAAACCUCAACAUUGCAGUUCUGAAUUGUAUGAGUUGUUGUUGAGAUGUUGGCAUACUAUACCUGAAGAGCGUCCAUCAUACCAAGAAAUUCUUGAAGUCCUGUCCCACCUAGUGGUUAAUGCUGAUGUCCACAUUGACUUCUGCAACCUUCCUGACCAUCUCCUUUCAUUGGACACAGCAGACAGUGCUGUAUUUUGAAAGAGAGUUUGGACUGACCACGGAACAUUGAAUAUAGUUCUAUACUUUGACCAGUAAUUCUAGUUCUACAAACCGCCAAUAAAAACAUUCAACUGACAUAGACUUUGAACUAGAUGUAAAUUAUAAGACAUUGGAGACUUCAAAGCUCUUUGGACAAUGGUCAGUUCUCCACAAAACAUGAUCACACUCAUAUUUGUCUGUUGUUUGACAUUAUUGUUUAUUAUUGUUGUACCUCGGUGAGCAUUGAAUGAAUCACUACCAUGUUACUGACUUGAAACUUGUUUUAUUGUUUGUACACUUCACCGAGCACUGUGAACAAAUAAUUUAUACAUCUACUGGAAUGGGAUGGCUAAGUGCUCAAGUGCUUGCCUGAACAUUUGGGAGUUUUGUUUUUAAAUUUGACAAACUUUUUUAGUCUUAUCAUUAUACUUCUUUUCAUGUUAGUUUCUUAAUUAUCUUACACUUGAAACUAUCAAACAUUUUGAACUUGAAUAGUCUUUAAAUAAAGAAGUAAGGCCUUCUAAAUCCUCUCAAAAUAGAAACUAUAUUUUAUUUUUAAAUUAGUUUUAUAGCACAACUUUCAUGUUUAUAGUAUACUUAGUGCGCUGUGGUCCAAUCUCAAUCUACUUUGUGUAACAGUGGUGUGAGGGGGAAUCUGGUAAAAGGUUUCCAUGCUGCCUUUAGGCACUCAGCAAACACAACUCUAGUCUGGUAUCUAAAUUGAGCCCUCUUGAUAGGUAGUUAAGCAGAUUAAGCCUCUCAGCUCCACCUUGAUUCUAAAUUUAGUUACAUAUUUGGCUUCUAAAUGAAUCUGGGAGCAUCUUUCUUAGUUUUAUUUUUUGUUGUUGUUGUUGAACUUAUAAAAUUUCACUGACCAUCACAUGGAAGGCUCUGGCUAUCUUUUUUUUUAAAUAUCAAACUGGCCUAAGUGUUUCAAGCUUUCUAGUUGAUUUUCUCUGGAUAGCAUAAUGGAGCAUCUGUUUUAUCUAAUGAUAGUCUUAAUGUGUUCCUUGUGACAAGUCUAUCAUUCUCUCAGGUUCUAAACUUUUAGUAGUCUAUUUCUAAAUGAAUGCAGUUUAGUCUCUAGGUCAGUUUGAAAACAUAUGUAGAAUUUUGGAUAUGGGGCAAUUUUUAAAAAAAUCCCUAAACAAGUAAACUCCAAGCAUAUAUAAAACUUUCAGAAUAUCCUUCUUUUAACAUGGAUUGACAUAUUUAUGCACUUAUAUUUUUCAAGACACAUUGAGUUUGUACAAUACUUCAUUUAGGUUUGCGAAGUUUUUAAAAAAAAAUAUGAUUAAGUGAAUAUAUUAAAUACAUGCGCUUCAAGCACUUUUAAUAUAAGAACUGAGCUAAAUAACAAAACAGCUUUAUAAAUUCACUUUUAGGAUAACAAAUAUUUAAGAUUGAGCAAAGGUGUCAAAAAAGACAGCAUGAAAAAAGAUUUGCUUUCAGAUCUCAUAAUGUCUUUUUUACAAUGCAAACUUAAAAUUAAAAAAAUAAUUCAGACUUACAUAGCAUAUGUGCUUUGCUUCUUUAAAGCUUUUUUUGACUGAUUGCUUUAAAAAAAAAAAAUUCAAACUUGCCAAACUGCACAGCAAUUGUUGGUUUACUCUUACAUAGACCUCUUUGAAAAAUCAUUAAAUGGCUAAACUAUAAUCAUUCUCUAUUAGUUCACAGCAGAGAAGAGAGUUGGAAAUAUUAUAAAGUAGCACAUCUAUAGACUAGACUAUAUACCUGAUUAUUCACAUAUUAUUUUUCUGUUUUCCCUCCCUUAUGGUUAGGGUCUGUAGAGUGGGUGAGGAAAAUGUCCUCUACUGUUCCCACCUUCUGGAUAGGUCCUAUAUGAGAAGUAUACAGUCUAUGUUUACAAGCCUGGCCAUCCUAGGCCUGAUUCAGUGCAAUAUUGUUAUGUAUUUAUUAAGUCCAAGUUAAUUACAACAGUACACAAACACACUACUUGUCACUUAUUUAUGUGUCAAAGCUGUUACUGGAGAGUCUUGUGUUUUCAUAGUGACAAUUAUGUAUUCAUGUAUUUAGUAAUGGCACAAAACUGUUUAUUUAUUUAUGUAUAGCAUUUUAUUUCAGAUUUAAAUUCAUAUAAAUGAUAUUUGUUUUGUUUUUUUUAAUUCAAAACAUGAACAAGUUGGAAUUGUUUCAUUUAUGUAUCUAUCAUAUUCAAUGUUUACAUUCUUUCCUUCACUUAGCUGUCAUGACAUUUUCUGUUUAUUUCAGUUCCAAUAAUGGUGGUGCUUCAGAAUGAAAGAUAAUUAUCCUCCUGUUCCCUUUUUUUUUCUUUCAGAAUGUUUUUUUUUUAUUUAACUUACAAAAAUUUAUAGUUGAAUAUGUUUUCUUAAAUUACAAAUUUCCUCCCCCCCCCCCCCACUCCCCAAGCAAUUACUAAAAGCUCAUAACCUUUUUCCAAAGCCCAUAUCCAUGUUUGUCUAGCUGUUUGUAUUUCAUUGAAUGGAAACAUUCUCUGCACUUCUCUGGGAGGACAAAUGCCUUGAACUUCAUUCCAUCUCUCAUCAUCAGGUGUUUCUCACAUCAUUUUUGUGAUGUUUGGCUUUUUGUAUAUAUUCUAUAUAUUGUAUAUUAUCAUUUCUUUCAUCUUCAUAGGACAGAUAUUUUCAUUGCUUGCUAAAUAGUUUCGGGUUGCACAAACAGUUAUAUAUUAUUUGUUUAUACUGCACAGGCCUCUAUUUAUACAUGUAUUCUAUUUCUUUUUACUGCACUGGCUUUUAACUAUUCGUACAUGUUUGAGUUAUUUUUUGGUUGAAGAAUGUUUGAAACAUUGAGACAUUCAUAUAUAAUUGUAUGACUUAUUGUAUGACUUGUUUACAUGAGCCUAACCUUUUAAAAAAAAGUUGUCAUGGCCUGGCCAUUAUAUUGGCUAGAUACAUAUUUCACUAGGCUGGUCAGGUAAUUCUUGUUUGGGUAAAUUAACAGUAUUCUGAGAUUCAUAUUUCUAAACUUUCAAUACUUACUUAUAGGAGGAGGGAGUGAUGGAUUUAUUGUAGUACAAACAUUCUUCAAUGAAACUGUACAUUGUUUACAAAUAAGAUUGACAAUAAUUGAUUUAUAUCACCAUAAUCAUGUGUCUCUUGACUUUCAUCCUGUGACAGUUCGCAUUACCAUAUUCCUCUACUGUUUCCAUUAGCAGCUGUUCUUAGCAGGAUAUCAAGACAGAGGCUGGUCUAUUCUGUUAAGUUACCCAGACAACUUUUCUUUGGUUGAUUUAUUUAGUCUCAUUAAAAUUGAAUUUUAGAAGAGUUUGGGUUUUCAAAUCUUUAUUCCUAAAUCUAUCCAAUUCUGUUACUGACAUGGGAUGUAAUAAUGUACUUUGUAUUACCUGAUGUCAUUGUUAACAUCCCCCCAGGGAAAUUUCUCAAUAGAUUACUGCAGGUCUGGAUCAUAUGAUUUUUAAAAUGUUUUUCAUUUUCUGUACUUUGAUUUCCAUAAACCAGUACUAAAAGCUGUAUAUAUGUAUUGCUCUGUUUAUAUACAGGCUUCAUUUGUCAUCAUGCUUUUUUUUUUUCUCAUCAUUUAACUCACUGGCUGUUUUGUACCCACACUAUCUUCUCUAACAUAAUAAUGUUCAAUGUUAAUUGAGCUUUUAAACACACUAUGAAACCAGUCUUAGUCAAAAUACUUGCUGUAUUGUAUACUUUUUUUUUUUUUUUUUACUCAUUUUAUAGUCUUGGUGUUAUAGUGGAAUAGUGAAUCCAAACACUCAGAUAAAAACAGCCCACAUAUUCCACUACAUAUAUCUUGCUAGUGACACUUUCAGGUGUCAGUGACAAUAAAAAAAAGUGCAAUACUAAUAUUUUGAUGUUAAUUUAAUCUCACCUCUUGUAUUUUAUUGAGACUUUUUUUUUUUAAAUUCACUAACUGUUUGUGUUC